Messenger RNA from Myodes glareolus (Bank vole), 1881 nucleotides. It is a transcript of the gene Hmox2, whose product is annotated as heme oxygenase 2. Gene Ontology annotation, biological process: heme catabolic process; heme oxidation; response to oxidative stress. Lineage: Eukaryota; Metazoa; Chordata; Mammalia; Rodentia; Cricetidae. Gene Ontology annotation, molecular function: heme binding; heme oxygenase (decyclizing) activity. The record is from RefSeq and is a predicted model, not a curated record.
GCCGUCCUCGCGCUCGUCCUGCUCCGCUACCGCGACGCUGGUGGAGUCACUGACACGGAGACCGACGGACCUGCGAGCGGAGUGGCUGCGGCCCACAGGUAGAAUGGAAAGCCUUGCAUUGCUUAAUAAGGACCAGAGUGAGGAGGGCAUCACCAGCCACUCAGCAACAAUGUCUUCAGAAUUGGAGACCUCAGAGGGGGUAGAUGAGUCAGAGAAAAAGAACUCCAUGGCCCCAGAGAAGGAAAACCAUACCAAAAUGGCAGACCUCUCUGAGCUCCUGAAGGAAGGGACCAAGGAAGCACAUGACCGGGCAGAAAAUACCCAGUUUGUCAAAGACUUCUUGAAAGGAAACAUUAGGAAGGAGCUAUUUAAGCUGGCCACUACUGCACUUUAUUUCACAUACUCGGCCCUUGAGGAGGAAAUGGACCGAAACAAAGACCACCCAGCCUUCGCCCCCUUGUAUUUCCCCAUGGAGCUACACCGGAAGCAAGCACUGAUCAAGGACAUGGAGUAUUUCUUUGGUGAAAACUGGGAGGAGCAGGUGAAGUGCUCUGAGGCUGCCCAGAAGUAUGUGGACCGGAUCCACUAUGUAGGGCAGAAUGAGCCAGAGCUGCUGGUGGCCCAUGCUUAUACUCGUUACAUGGGGGACCUUUCAGGAGGCCAGGUGCUGAAGAAGGUGGCCCAGCGGGCACUGAAACUCCCCAGCACUGGGGAAGGGACCCAGUUCUACCUGUUUGAGCAUGUGGACAAUGCCCAGCAAUUCAAGCAGUUCUACCGAGCCAGAAUGAAUGCCCUGGACUUGAAUUUAAAGACCAAAGAGAGGAUCGUGGAGGAGGCCAACAAAGCCUUUGAAUAUAAUAUGCAGAUAUUCAGUGAACUGGACCAGGCUGGCUCCAUGCUGGCAAGAGAAACUCAGGAGGAUGGACUCCCCAUGCAUGAUGGGAAGGGAGAUAUACGUAAAUGCCCCUUUUAUGCUGCUCAGCCAGACAAAGGUACCCUGGAAGGGAGCAGCUGCCCCUUCCGGACAGCCAUGGCUGUGCUGAGGAAGCCUAGCCUCCAGUUCAUUCUAGCUGCCAGUGUGGCCCUGGCUGCUGGACUCCUGGCCUGGUACUACAUGUGAAGGACCUGUCAUGUUAUUUGCAUCCUACCCCAAGUGACCUGUUCCAUCCCUAUCUCCACCUCUGACUAAACUACCACCUCAGGCAACUUUUUUAAUGCUGGGUUUGAGAAAACAAGCAACCAAUAAAAGCCAGGCACGAGAGCCUCUGCGUAAACAGCAUCUUCUCUGCCAGCCAGGUGCACACCAAGCAUAGGCUAUCACUCUAAUGACAGCCAAUACUCCACUGCAAGUCAGCCUCUGGACCUCUUCAUCUGGCUGUGCCCCAGGAUUUCUGUCACUUUGGAGGCCUGGGUACAUUUUCUUCUUUCUUAAUAGUACUUGGAGCAGUCAUUGCCUUUGCUUGGGAGUGGGCUGCCCGCACACCCAGGCUUUGUGGGAGAGGGUCAUACCAACUGAUAAUACUCAAUUUUCUAGGCCUCAGGGAGCCUUUUGGGGGUGAAAACUAUGCUUUUCUGCUUUCAAAGCCCUCCCAGAGCUUAUCCCUAAGCAGGCUGUUAUCCUGAGCUGUCUCCACGGACCAGUAUACCUGCUUCAGCACUCUUAAAGCAGACACCUCACACUUCCUCCACCCUGGGAUAGGGUAGGUGAGACUACCUCCUGGUCCCACAGUCUACAGGGAAGUAGAGUCCCGCAGAAACAGUAGCAUGUUGUAUACAUCCUCGUUGACAGCCCUCGCCUACCUCCCAACACUUCUGGACAAUUCCUUGUACCUUAUUUUUCCAUGUAUUCAUGUUACGCAUUAUAAAGAGUCUUAAUGUCUA